AUGAUGGUGACUCCAGUCAACUUUGAUGCAACAGACUUUAAGAUCACUCUCCCGGAGUUGCAACAUUUGAUGGAAUUUCGAAAGAAAGAUGCAGUGAAGAAAAUAAAGGAACUUCAUGGUGACAUCUUUAAAAUCUGUGCAAAGCUGAAAACUUCCCCCACACUUGGGAUACCUGGUUCCGAAUCAGAAUUAGAUAUAAGGAAAGCUGUAUUUGGAAAGAACUUUAUACCUCCUAAAAAGUCCCUAACUUUCCUGGAAUUAGUAUGGGAAGCACUGCAGGAUACGACAUUAUGCAUCUUAGAAAUUGCAGCCAUUAUAUCACUGGGACUUUCUUUUUAUGAUCCAGGAGGAAGUGUUGCAGCUUGUCAUGCAAAUGAAUUUGGAGAAGAAGAAGAAGAGGGGGAGGCUGACUGGAUUGAAGGAUUUGCAAUACUUGUAUCAGUAUUUUGUGUAGUGUUGGUAACAGCUUUCAAUGACUGGAGUAAGGAAAAACAAUUCAGGGGGUUGCAGGAUCGCAUUGAAAAGGAACAAAAAUUUACUGUCAUCAGGAAUGGGGAGUCAAUGCAGGUGCCAGUAGCUGAGUUAGUGGUUGGGGAUGUUGCACAGAUCAAAUAUGGUGACCUUUUGCCAGCUGAUGGUUUGCUCCUUCAAGGAUAUGAUCUAAAAAUUGAUGAGAGCAGCCUCACAGGGGAAUCAGAUCAUGUCAAGAAGUCUUUGACAGAGGACCCCAUGUUGCUUUCAGGUACCCAUGUGAUGGAAGGCUCUGGAAAAAUGGUUAUUACAGCUGUAGGUUUAAACUCGCAAACAGGAAUUAUCCUCACUUUACUUGGAGUUGGAGAAGAUAAUGAGAGAACAAAUCAUAAAAAGCCAGCCAACCCUCAUAAAACUGCUGGAAACGAAACAAAGGAAAAAGAACAAACUUCAAAACACAAAAAAGAAAAAUCAAUUCUACAAGCAAAACUCACAAGAUUGGCUGUUCAGAUUGGAAAAGCAGGACUGGCAAUGUCUAUAAUCACUGUUACUGUUCUUAUAGUCUAUUUUUUAGUUCAAAAUUUUGUGAUUGAGAAGCAUACUUGGACUGCUGAAUGUACACCCAUUUAUAUACAAUAUAUUGUGCAGUUCUUUAUUAUUGGAGUUACAAUCUUGGUCGUAGCAGUACCAGAGGGCCUUCCACUUGCAGUCACCAUCUCACUUGCCUACUCUGUGAAACAAAUGAUGAAAGAUAAUAACCUAGUGAGACAUUUGGAUGCCUGUGAAACUAUGGGUAAUGCAACAGCAAUUUGUUCAGAUAAAACAGGGACCUUAACCAUGAACAGAAUGACAGUAGUUGAAAUUUUAAUUGCUGGCACACAUUAUAAACAUGUUCCUGAACCUAAAUUAAUUCAUCCAACCAUGCUGAAUUAUUUGCUUAAAAGUAUUUCUGUAAACUGUGCUUAUACUUCAAAAAUACUGCCUUCUGACAAAAAAGGAGGCCUUUCUCUUCAAAUUGGCAAUAAGACUGAGUGUGCUUUACUGGGCUUGCUUGUGGAAUUAAAGCAGAAUUAUGAGGAUAUGAGGACUAAGAUACCAGAAGAGAAAUUGUUUAAGGUAUACACCUUUAAUUCUGACAGGAAAUCAAUGAGCACAGUUUUGAAAAACCCCAAUGGGAGUUAUCAACUCUUUAGCAAAGGUGCUUCUGAAAUACUUCUUAAAAAAUGCACCAAUAUACUUGAUGCUGCUGGGGAACCUAUAUCCUUUACCAAAAAAGAGAAGGAAAAUGUGAUAAAAAAUGUGAUUGCACAAAUGGCCUCUGGAGGACUUCGCACCUUAUGUCUAGCAUUCAAAGAUUUCCCAGCCGACUCAGAACCAAAUUGGGACGAAGAUGAUGAUAUUUUCAGUGACAUGACUUGUAUUGCAGUUGUAGGUAUUGAAGAUCCAGUGAGACCUGAGGUUCCUGAUGCAAUAAGAAAAUGUCAGAGAGCUGGUAUUGUUGUACGUAUGGUUACUGGGGAUAACAUUAACACAGCUCGUGCAAUAGCUGCAAAAUGUGGGAUUCUGAAACUCGGGGAGAACUUUGAGUGUUUAGAGGGGCAUGAGUUUAAUAGACUAAUACGUGGUCCAGACGGACAGAUUAAACAAGAGCUUAUUGAUAAGAUUUGGCCUACACUUCGUGUGCUUGCAAGGUCCUCACCUGCUGACAAGUACAACUUGGUAGAAGGGAUCAUUAACAGCAAUAUCACAGAACAAAGGCAAGUGGUAGCAGUAACUGGUGAUGGUACAAAUGAUGGGCCUGCAUUAAAAAAAGCUGAUGUUGGUUUUGCAAUGGGUAUUGCUGGAACAGAUGUAGCUAAAGAAGCUUCUGAUAUAAUUCUUACUGAUGACAACUUCUCAAGCAUUGUUAAAGCUGUCAUGUGGGGUAGGAAUGUAUAUGACAGCAUUUCCAAAUUCCUUCAGUUUCAGCUUACUGUUAACAUAGUAGCAGUGAUAGUUGCUUUUAUUGGAGCAGCAGUCACCCAGAAUUCACCUCUGAAAGCUGUUCAGAUGCUGUGGGUCAAUCUCAUUAUGGACACACUUGCUUCUCUUGCUCUAGCAACAGAAAAGCCAACAGAGGAUCUGCUGGAGCGAAAGCCUUAUGGCAGAAAUAAACCUCUUAUUUCCCGUACAAUGCUAAAAAAUAUUAUGUUUCAUGCUCUUUAUCAACUUGUAGUUGUUUUUGCACUUCUUUUUGUGGGUGAAAAAUUAUUUGAUAUUGAAAAUGGACGAAUUGCACCACUACAUGCCCCACCUACCCGGCAUUACACUAUUAUUUUUAACACAUUUGUAAUGAUGCAGAUUUUUAAUGAAGUCAAUGCACGCAAGAUUCAUGGGGAAAGGAAUGUUUUUUCAGGAAUAUUCACAAAUUCCAUUUUUUGUUGUAUUUUUGUGGGGACAUUGAUUACACAAAUAAUCAUUGUUCAGUUCGGAGGGAAGCCCUUUAGCUGUGCAAGUCUUACACUAGAGCAGUGGCUAUGGUCAAUCUUCUUUGGCCUAGGAACAUUGCUAUGGGGGCAGCUGAUUGUAUAUAUUCCAAAUAGGUUCCUGGUGUUCCUGUGGGAAGUUGGUGAUCAACCACCACAACCUACUGUUGAAGACGAACAAAUGGAAGGUGACACAGUGAUUGACUUAGGUGAACAAGAACUGAAACGCAGUAAGUUUUUGUGCUUCAGGAACUGGACUAGAAUACAAGUGCAGUGCAGAGCAGUGAAAUCAUUCAAGACCCCCUUAUAUAAUAAAGAUGCGCAUUCAACUAAUAGUAAAACUGCAUAA
Molecule: messenger RNA, 3285 nt
Organism: Zootoca vivipara (common lizard)
Lineage: Eukaryota; Metazoa; Chordata; Lepidosauria; Squamata; Lacertidae
Source: RefSeq, a predicted model, not a curated record